This is a messenger RNA of Ilyonectria robusta, 1722 nucleotides long. RefSeq names its product hsp70-like protein. Lineage: Eukaryota; Fungi; Ascomycota; Sordariomycetes; Hypocreales; Nectriaceae. Gene Ontology annotation, cellular component: cytoplasm. Gene Ontology annotation, molecular function: ATP binding; misfolded protein binding; heat shock protein binding. The annotation marks the transcript as partial. The record is from RefSeq and is a predicted model, not a curated record. Gene Ontology annotation, biological process: cellular response to unfolded protein; protein refolding. The transcript has a single exon.
AUGCCAACAGACAAGGGAAGAGGAUAUGCCAUCGGCAUCGACCUCGGAACGGAAAACACACGUGUCGCUGUCUUCCGUGACGACAGAGUUGAGAUCAUCCCCGAUGAAGAAGGCCGUCGAAGCAUGCCAUCUUACGUCGCAUUUACCGAAAGAGGGCGCCUGAUCGGCUCACCUGCAAAAUCAAGGAUUACUCUGAACCCAGAAAACACCAUCCAUGGAAUGACCCGUUUUCUGCCGCUUGGCUUCCGCGCUCUGCAACAUGGUUUCCAUGGGCAACCUCUGGCUGGUGAUAAGCUGCCUCUUCCUUUCCAUGUAUCUGAACAAGCCAGAGGAGUUGUCAUCGAGGUAGACUACUUGAACGAAAGAAGGAGUUUCACACCGGUGGAAAUCUUGGCCAUGAUUCUUUCCAAAGCCAAGCGGAAUGCCGAGGCAUACCUAGGAUGCGAGGUGCGAGGUGCUGUAUUAAGUGUGCCGGUCUUUUUUUCUAUGCACCAACGCUACAUGAUGGUUGAAGCUGCGAUAAUCGCUGAUCUGAGGGUCAUGAAAGUCGUGCUUGCACCUUGUGCAGUUGCCAAUACGUGGGCGUUGCACAGUUUGACGUCUCGGAAAGAGGAACACAACAUUGUCAUCUUCGAUUUGGGUGCCAGGUCUCUCAGUAUCGCCGUCGCCACGGUAGAAGAGGGCCUCAUACAUAACAAAGCAGUUUCAAGCAACUGGUGGAUUGGUGGAGACCAUUUACUUAACGUCCUUGUUCUUGAGAUGGUCAACGAAAUCAAACAAGCAUGGGGAGAAGACGUCACAAAGAAUAAGCGAGCCUUCCAACGACUUCGAAAGGCUUGCGAGGGUGUCAUCUGCGCACUCUCAUCGGCCACAUUCGCAUCCAUCGAUAUCGAUUCCCUGUUAGAUGGGCGCGACUUCUCCCAUGGAAUUUCAAGGGGCAAAUUCGCGUCGCUUUGUGAGCCCAUCCUGGAAGGCAUGGAAGAGUCACUUGGUGAUGCACUCAGAAAUGCACGGGUGGAUAAACACGAUGUUCACAAUGUCAUCCUUGCCGGUGGCUCGUCUCGCAUUCCCCAUGUCCAAGGAAAGCUAAUAGACUUCUUUCAAGGCAAAGAUCUAACCAAGUCCCUCAAUCCCGAAGAGGCCGGAGUCUCUGGCCUUGCUAUCCGUGCUGCUAUGUUUUACGGGGAUACAACCAACAAGUCCAUCCAUGAGAUGCUGCCCUUGCCAGUGUUCCCUACAAGUAUUGGGAUCGAGCUUCUUGAUGGCUCUGUCGUCGGGGAUAUUGUGUCACACAAUACCACUAUUCCCACCAGAAAGCAGGAGUGCGUUCAAGUGUACAGACAUGUCAAAACAGUGGGCGUGGUCGAGAGACUGCAGCAAGGCUCCGAGGACACCAUAGUUCUUGCCACAAUCGACAUUGGGAGUUUAAAGCUCCCCACAGACGACCUCUGGAUCGAACUAGAAUGUACCAUCGAUAUCGAUAUACAGACGUUUCGUGGAUCAUGCACCGUCAGGAAGAAAGGCCACAAUUCGUCCAUCACGGCACAGCUGGGCCUCGAAGACCGCCUCCCAUUGACGGAAUUGGAAAGGCUGAAAAGCGUCGCGGAUAUUGCUCACAAAGCGGAUGAAUUGGAGGCCAGAAGAGUCAUCGAUCGGAAUUUACUUGAUGCGCGGAUAGCAUCACUUCUUGAGGCUAUUGGUGAAUUGGAAUUGAGCAAGCGA